AGCUCCGAGCGUCAACACCGACCUACAUCGCCUCCACCACAGCGCGCAAGCUUUUUUGUUUACGCGCGCGAUUAUCCACGGCUCGCGCCGAUUUCUCGCCCGGCGCUCCCAGUGCACGAUCGUACAUUGCCAAAGCGAACGAGCGGACAAACAAAAAACGAAAGGGAGAAAAUAGAAAAAAAAAAAACAAACAAUCAAACAAACGAAAAACCGAGCUCGCUCGCAGUGCCGAUCUCCCGUGUGUUCGUGUGCUGUGGCCGGAGAGAGAUUUCGAUUCGCCCGUGAUCGCUGCAAUCGACAAGGCUGCACAAGGCGUCUCAGCGCGGAGCACGUGGGUCGGACUUCCAAAGCUGCAACACUGGCGCGAUGCUGAGCCUGUUGAGCUUGCAGCACAGCAGCAGUAGCAGCAGCAGGGGCUCUCGGCCGGAGCAACGAUAACGAUGACCGCUCGCGUACAUUCGCCCAGGCACCAACCGCAACAGCAUAAAUCGUCGUCGAGCAGCGGCAGUAGCGGAAGCGUCGGCAGCGGUAAGAAGCCGAGCACACAGCAGUCGGCAGCGAGCACAGCGGCGGCGGUCGUAGCGGCGGCGGCGGCGGUUGCCAGGCUUCAUCAGCAAGCGCUCCAGCAGCAGCGUCUGUUCGUCGACGAGGACGACAGUACGAACCCCAGCCCCUGCACUACGCCCAGCCCCGGUCCCAAACUCGCCGACGGACGCAGAGCGAACAAGCCGCUAAUGGAGAAACGACGCCGAGCCCGGAUAAACCAGUCGCUGGCGGCGUUAAAGGCGCUCAUACUGGACAGCGCGCGCCUCGAAAAUACCAAGCACAGCAAACUCGAGAAGGCGGAUAUACUCGAGCUGACGGUACGUCAUCUGCAAAGGCAGCGCUCGCUUGCACAACCUGGACUGUCUAGGUACAAGGCUGGCUAUCAGGAUUGUUCCAGAGAGGUAAGCCGUUACCUCGACGCACCCGACAUAAUAACCGGCAACACAACGCCACUCGAUCCAGCAUUCAAGCAGCGUCUACUCCGCCACUUGGACAGCUGCGUCUCAGAGUUAGACUUGGAUCUGGGAUCCCGGCCAGACUCAGGUUUAGGCUCGAGUCCAGGCAGCGUAACAGAUCGAGUACUCGGGCCGAGCUCGCCAGUCUCGGUGCUCGAGCAGCAGCACCAACAAGUCGCGGCGGCGGCGGCCGCAGCGGCCCACUGCAGCGCCGCGUUGGGCGCGGCGAUGAUCAAGCAGGAAAUACCCGAGCUGGUAGAGGCGGCGAGGGCGGACAGCAGCACGGCCCCCGGCGACGAGAACAACAACAGCAGCAGGCCAACCUCGGCCUUCGGUCAUUUGCACCCCGGCGUGGUGGCCGGGAUGCCCGGGAUCGACCCGACGGGUGUCGCUCAAGCCAAUCCGAACAUGCUGUCGGUCGUGCAGGUCAUCCCGUCGCGACUACCGGACGGACAAGUGGUCUUCCUGCUGCCGAGUCACUACGUCCAAUUGGCUGCCGCGGCGGCAGCCAACGGCAUCAACAUCGGGCCGAACCCGCCCGCCGCCAUUUGGGCCACGACCAACAUGUCGCUGCUGAAAGCUACGGACAAGCUGAUGAAGAGGCCGCUAAUGGAUAGCGAUUUGCCGGCCGACUGGCCGCCGGUGGAUCAGCUGAAACCCAGCAAGAGUCCGAGGAUGGAGCUGGCGUCGGAGCAGCCGUUAGACUUCACUACGAGCAGUGCGAAGAAGCUGAAGGCUGCAGCCGCGAGAUACGCCGCCCAGCAAAAGCACGGGGACACGGAGAAGCGCGGCGAGUCGUCGUCGCCGUUGGUCGAGCAGUCGCCACUGGACGAGAAGCCGCCCAAGCAGGAAUUGUCCACGGCCGACAUGGUCUCGGCAGAGAGCUUGGAGCAACAGGCCAAGCAUCAGCAGCAUCAGCAGCAACAGGAUGAGGAGGGCAUGUGGAGGCCGUGGUAAAUUCUUGUUCCCCUCUCGCGUCGUCGUUACGAUUAUGCUUCUGUAAUCGCGGGUCUGGUUUCGGUGAACGCCGCUGCUACGAUGACGGCGACAGCCGUCCAAAGAGCAACGAGAAGUAAGUAGGAAUUGCCGGUCUUCCUCGGCACCAGUCCCAGCGCAUUUCCCCCAACUCUCCCCCCCUUUCCUUUAUACCGAGUCGCAAGCUCACGCUGCCGUCGCAGAGUGAUGAUGAUUCCUCGGCGUUGGCCGGACGACUCGACAGGAGACACUACUUCUCCGCGCGCGCAACUCGAAUGCCCGAGCGGUCGCGAGCGCCCAACGAGUAAACGCAAACAAAGGCUGUACGUAUGUAAACUCUGUAAUAAACAAAAGGUUUGCGCGAGACGAGCGAACUUCAUCCUUCUCUCGAAUGAACUUCCCAUGAGUAUUAGAAACAACAGGCGUAUUCGUGCGUAGAGAAUAGCCGAUUUUCCCCCACUGCAGGCACGAACGCAUAAACUUACACACCACGCACACGCGCACACACACACACUCACACACACGUAUACAUGUGUAAAUAGUCACACACAGAUUAUAUUAUUGUAUAGAUUUAUUUCAAACGUUAUCUAGGUGUAAAAAAAAGUCGACGAAUGAAUGAAUAAAUAAACUGUUUUCAAUUAUUGUCCUCGAUAUGUAAUAUGUAUAUUCGAAUUUAUAUAUAUAUAUAGAUGCAAAUGAUAUAGGAGAGAGUGUGAUUGAAGAGCGUUAGCUAUUAGAAAAGAGCAAAACUUGAUUUAGAUGUUUUAGGACGAAAGAAAGCAAAACUUAACUUUGUGAUUCCGAGCGUUUUAAUUGUUGUCUGUAAUUGCUAAAUAUAUUACAAAAUCUGGUCUCCAUAAUUCAAUGUACUUAGUGAAGCAGUGAAAAAUACACGCAAAUAUUGAAC
Molecule: messenger RNA, 2883 nt
Organism: Phymastichus coffea
Lineage: Eukaryota; Metazoa; Arthropoda; Insecta; Hymenoptera; Eulophidae
Gene: Sidpn
Exons: 4
Coding region: 441-1958 (505 amino acids)
Biological process (GO): regulation of neurogenesis; regulation of transcription by RNA polymerase II; anterior/posterior pattern specification
Cellular component (GO): nucleus
Molecular function (GO): protein dimerization activity; RNA polymerase II cis-regulatory region sequence-specific DNA binding; DNA-binding transcription factor activity, RNA polymerase II-specific
Source: RefSeq, a predicted model, not a curated record